Suillus paluster is the source of this 792-nucleotide messenger RNA. RefSeq lists its product as uncharacterized. Lineage: Eukaryota; Fungi; Basidiomycota; Agaricomycetes; Boletales; Suillaceae. Bases 160 to 705 code for a protein of 181 amino acids. The transcript has 8 exons. The record is from RefSeq and is a predicted model, not a curated record.
CCGAGGCAGAUGUAUUUUUCCGUAAUACGGUUCCACGGAGGGCCCACGCUUCCCGACACGUCCAGUGAUCUCUCCCCGUCGCCAGGGCUUUCCAGGACUAGUAUGCCACGAAAGCCCUAGGUCUCAGAUUCCACCUUCUGCACGACUGCACAUUCAACCAUGAUCAACAUGUGGACGGUACUCUCGGCAUUGCCUACAAGAUGUUCUAGAUUGUUUGUUAUCACAGAACUGCCAAACACUCGCGCUCUACUAGUAAGCUUAAGGUGUAGCAGUACGAAUGGCAAUCUUCGUUGUCCAUUUUAUCGAUGUGGUGUGAGUAAUCGAGCACGAGCGUCCGGGCUUCCAUAUGACACAGGUUCUGCCUGUACUCUCUACCUGAAAUCCGCCGGGCUAAACCAUCCUGAUAGAAUCGCUGAGUACUUGGCGAACUCGAAAUUCAACACAAGCCAUGCGUUUCUCAUUCAUCCUCACUGUUGUUACUGCUUUGACAGCAUCUAUGUCUGCCAGUGCAUGUCAUCAUUGUACGCAGUUUGGUCGCAGCGGUCCAACUCUCUGCUUCUAACCAUCUGCCGACGAACUUGGAAUACUGAACAUGUUGGGACAGUGAUUCGUGUUUCUGCUUUGGCGUUGGUACGGUGGUUGAUCGCACGAUAUGAUAUGCUUACUUCUGUACAAAUUUUUCUGCUGCCUCGACCAGACUCUUAAAUAACAUUAGAAAACCACCCUCAUUAAUUCUGUGGUAUUGAUAAAAGACACUCAUGCUACUCGACUUGCGUACGAUUUUGCGUGAAU